Stegostoma tigrinum is the source of this 4980-nucleotide messenger RNA. It is a transcript of the gene ppp1r1b, whose product is annotated as protein phosphatase 1, regulatory (inhibitor) subunit 1B. Gene Ontology annotation, molecular function: protein phosphatase inhibitor activity. Lineage: Eukaryota; Metazoa; Chordata; Chondrichthyes; Orectolobiformes; Stegostomatidae. Gene Ontology annotation, cellular component: cytoplasm. Gene Ontology annotation, biological process: intracellular signal transduction. Bases 138 to 641 code for a protein of 167 amino acids. The transcript is spliced from 6 exons. The record is from RefSeq and is a predicted model, not a curated record.
UGGUGGUGAGGACAGAAUAGCAACACGACAAUUCAUUUGCUUCAGACUGUGGACAGGAGCCGAGAGAGAGAGAGAGAUAGCUGGAUGGAAACUGAGCGGCGGUCAUAGUUGCUGACAACCAAACACGGGAGAAAAAUAUGGAUCCAAAAAACAGGAAGAAAAUCAGUUUCUCGGUGCCAGUAAAAUCCAGUCACCUGGAUACCAGAGCAGUGGAGAAGAUUCGGAGGCGGAGACCUACACCAGCAACACUGUUCCGACUCUCUGAUCACUCAUCACCAGAAGAGGAACCAGUUUCCUACCAGAGAUCAUCCUUCGCUGACAGUGAGAUUCUGAAAUCCAAACGAGCCACUCCAUUGAGCUCUUACACACCUCCCUCAUUAAAAGCUGUUCAGUGCAUUGUGCAAUCCCAGUUUGGAGCUAAAUCCACACAUUCGCAGUUGGAUGACACCCCCUCAGAUAUGGCAGAGUGUGACAGUAUCCUCUCUGAUUCCUCCGAUACGGACCUUCUCCAAAUAGACCAAGAUCCACAGACAGACCGAAAGGCAUGGCCAAAAUCCAGCCGUGGAACACCAGCUGUGGGCACUGCCGCAACUGGGACAGAGGAGGAAAGAUCCCAGGCUAAAAGGGAAGACACUCACUGAAGAACAGGACUGUGAAAAUGCCUGACAGAAAUCAGGGGCUUUGUGACCCUGUGCUCGCCUUCAACUUGAAUGCUUUGCCCUGUUUAGUUUGAGUAGCUUAGUUGACAAUAAUCCUGCUUCUAAUUAAGUCUGUGUACCAAAUUGAAAGAAAACCUUUGAAUUUUUACCUUGUAUUUGAAUUUUCUGGUGACCCCCAAGACAGUUCAGUGCAGAUGUUUGAUAAUCCUUCAAAAUAGGGACAGGUAUUGUCCAUUCAGCCCUUCAAGCUGCUAUUCAAUAAGAUCUCAGUGUGGCCUCUACUUCCUACCCAGCCUUUGACUCCCUUGUGCUCUGAUUUUAUCUGGUGUUAUUACUGGACACAUCAGAUCCCAGAUUGAAAUCUGGUUUGCGAGAUCAAAUUUGUUUUGAUUUAGUUCUAAGAAAGUGGUUUCUCAUUGAGACAGAAGUGCAAAUACUGCAGAUUUUGUUUUAACAAUGAAAUAAUAAGUUUAUGAAGUGAAAUAAAUUAAGAUAAAAUGGAAUAGGUUAAAAUAUUUACUUCUAAUGUUAAUUGAAAGAGUUUUGACACACAGUAAAAGUAUAAUCCUACUAAUCCCAAAAUAUACCUUUAUAAGAUCAAAAAUAAUUCAGUAACCAACAGCAAUCCCUGUCCAGUACUCUCACUAGAAACCCUUUUACUAAUGCCUUGAUAGGUAUAAGGUAACUGUGUCGAUAACUCCUAAUUGGAAACUGAUACCUUAUUCAUGGAGCAAUCUUACAUCUGAGUUUAAACAAACUCAACUGGAAUCCUCUUCAGUGCUUUAUCUCAACAGUUCUGGUCUGGAACAAUCACUACCUCCUUGCUCUGGGAUGAUCUAGUUUAGCUUUCCUCUCCCCUUCUCUCAAGCACUUCUCCGUACGAUCAUCUCUUACCAAGGACUUCACUGAACUGCCAAAAACAAAAACCUUUUCCUCUGAAAUAUGGGAAAUUGCCUUAAGAUGAAAAAUAAUCUCUUAAUCUAGAAAUGUGUCUAAAGGAACAGUGGUUCUUGGCAAUAAGUCAUAAAACCUUAAAAUAAACACUAACCAAUUAGAGAUAGUUAGAACACUAACCGAUUAGGAUGCCUACGUAGACCUAUCAAAGUAUUUUAGCAAGGGGAGUGUUGCCUAGCAAAGAGACCUAGGGGUGCAGGUGCAUAGUUCCUUGAAAGUGGAGUUGCAGGUAGACAGGACAGUGAAGAAGGCAUUUGACACGCUUGCCUUUAUUGGUCAGUGCAUUGAAUGUAGGAACCAGGACAUCAUGUUGCAGCUGCACAGGACAUUAGUGAGGCCAUUUUAGAAUACUGUAUUCAAUUCUAGUCUCCCUGCUAUAUGAAAGAUGUUGUUAAACUUGAAAGGGUUCAGAAAAGAUUUACAAGAAUGUUUCCAGGGUUGGAGGGUUUGAGCUAUAGGGAAAGGUUGAAUAGUCUAGGGCUUAUUUCCUUGGAGCAUUGGAGGCUGAGGGAUGACCUUAUAGAGAUUUAAAAGGGCUUGAGGGCUACGGGGAGAGUGCGGGUAAGUGGAGUUGAAAUGCCCAUCAGCCAUGAUUAAAUGGCAGAGUGGACUUGAUGGGCUGAAUGGCCUUACUUCCACUCCUAUGUCUUAUGGUCUUAUAAAAUCCUGAGGGGCAUGGAUAGGGUGAACAGCUAAAGUCUUUUCCCCAGGGUAGAGGAGUCCAAAACUAGAGGGUGUAAGUUUAAGGUGAGAGGGAAAACAUAUAAAAGGAACCUAAGGGAAAACUUUCUCACACAGAGGGUGGUGCACAUAUGGAAGGAGCUGCCAGAGAAGUGGUGGAGGCUGGUACAAUUACAUCAUUUAAAAGGCAUCUGAAUGUGUUGAUGAAUAGGGAGGGUUUAGAGGGAUAUGGGCCAAGUGCAGGCAAAUGGACUAGAUAAGUUUAGGACAAAUUGGCAUGGACAAAUUGAACCAAAGGGUCUGUUUCUAUGCUGUACAUCUCUAUAAGAUGUCAUUGCCGCAGAAAAACUUUCAACUUAAUUAUUAACUUCAGGAUCAUAGAAAACCCAUACAGUGCAUUCAUAAAUUUCAAAGUGUAAAUCUAAAAUAAAUAUAUACAGGGGUCCUGACUCACGAACGUCUGACUUAUGAAUGCAAACUGAUAUAGCGGUGUAAUUUUAAAGAUUCAAAACAUGAAUAUUUCCUGUGUUUACAGAUGGCCACUUUAUUUUGUCCUGCAUUGUGUUCCAACUUGCUCCAGAACAGAACCUGUUCACAUCCCAAGAACUGCUUGUAUGUUGUUAAACAUUUUAUACCUUCACUUGUCAAUAAACUAUCUAAUUCUUCCUUAAAAAUAUUCAAUGACCUUACCUCCUUUGGUGAAGAAGAUCCUACAGAGUCAAAGAGAAAAAGAAACUCAUUUCCAUCUUAAGUGGGAGAUCUUUCCCUUUUAUCUUAUAUACCCCACAAAGAUUACUUCCUAUUCUUUUAAACUCCAAUAGAUACUGGUUGAUUCUUUCCCCAUGAAACUCCUUCUUCAUCAUGGGUUCAGGGACUCAAAUUCUGCAUCUGCACUGUUAGCGUAGUACUGAGGGAAUGCCGCACUGUCAGAGAGUCAGUACUGAGGGUGUGCUGCACUGUCGGAGGGUCAGUACUGUGAGAACACUGCUCUGCACUGGCUAAGCAUCAGUACUGAUGGACUGCUGCUCUUUCAGAGAGUCAGCACUGAGAGACUGCUGCAUUGUUGGACAGUCAGUACUGAGGGAGUGCUGCACUGUCGGAGGGUCAGUACUGUGAGAACACUGCUCUGCACUGGCUAAGCAUCAGUACUGAUGGACUGCUGCUCUUUCAGAGAGUCAGCACUGAGAGACUGCUGCAUUGUUGGACAGUCAGUACUGAGGGAGUGCUGCACUGUCGGAAGGUCAGUUCUGAGGGAGUGCUGCGCUGUUGGAGGGUCAGUUCUGACAGAGUGCAGUACUGUAAGACUGUUAAUGCUGAGUAAGUGCAGCACUGUCGGAGAGUCAGUGCUGAGGGAGUGCCACACUGUCGAAGGGACUCUUCUGGGGUUCUGUUUUUCUGCACUUCCAGAGAUUAAAUAAAGAACACCUAUGCCCUCUUGCAUUGAUAUAAAAGUUACCCUGAGAAUGAUUUGUAGAACUACAAUCUCUUUUGAUGUCCUGCCCAAUACUUUUUCCCUCAGUGAAUGACAAUAGAUUAUCCACUUUCAUUGUUGAUUGUGGGAGCUUUCUGUACACAAUUUUUUUUCAUUUAUGGGAUGUGGGCAUUACUAGCUAGGCCAGCAUUUAUUGUCCAUCUGUAGUUGCCCAGAGGGCAGGUCCAUGUCAAUCACGUUCCUGAGGGUCUGGAGUCACAUAUAGGCCAGACCAGAUAAGGAUGGCAGAUUGGCUGUCAUUUUCCUUACAUUAUAACAGUGUCUAUGCCUUAUGAGUAUUUGGUUAGCUGUAAAGUGCUUUGUGACAUCCUGAGCUUGUUUGAAGUUGUAUAGAAAUGCAAGUCAUGUUUAACGUUACCAGUUGCUAUUAUUUUCCCAUGUACAAUCAAUCUCUUCUCUCAAAGACUGUUGCACAGAAACGCACACAGCCAUGAGAGAUAAUUCUAUCUCAGUGUCACAUGCAGGAAGAUGACUGGAAGCAUUCAAUGCCAGAGCUGACCCUGGUAUGGAGAAUGUGGGAAGGUGGCAUGUGGGGCAAUAUUGAGCAGGAAGAACAAGUUGUAAGGAGUAAACUUAGGAGCUAACACCUCUGAAUUCCCUGAUCAGCAACUCAUCCCUCACCCCAUUGCCCAGAAUCUCACGCUGACGUGUAACUGACCCAGUGAAUGAUUAAUGUUGGCUUUAGUAUCACACGGAUACAAGGAAAAGCUGACUUUCUGAAGCCAGGCCUUUAUGAAGUUGGAGUGAAUUAUUGUGAAAACAACAUUUCUGAUUUUGAGAUUUUUAGACAGGACUGUUCAUCUUUCACCUCUGCAUGGGUCCUUUAAAAAUCUAUUUUACUCAAUUAAUAACUCAAAUAGCAUGAGGACCAAACCAAUUGGGAUAUGAUCUUCUUUGAAAUUGCAGAUUGAACUCCACACCAACCCAUUACUAUUACUGUUCAGGUCAUUGAGCAGGCAAAAGUGCCAGAGCUCUGGUUUAUUCCCACUCGCUCUACGGUACUUUGCUGUCACCUCAUUAACUGAGGUCCUUGCUUUAUAUUGUCACUGCAAUGUUGGACAUUACGUAAUAUUGCAAUUAGGAUCCCUGGCAAAUGGUGGGAUGGGGAAUGGGUGUAUCUAUCACAAAACCCAGAAAUUUUCCAUAAAAGUUAUAUAUCAAGCUGUUAAAUAUCUUCUCUGUAUUUUGAAAGAG